Heterobilharzia americana is the source of this 358-nucleotide messenger RNA. The record is from the annotation of a GenBank genome assembly. Lineage: Eukaryota; Metazoa; Platyhelminthes; Trematoda; Strigeidida; Schistosomatidae.
AACUUCCCAUUAAUAAAUGAAACAACUUCAGAUGGUUAAUCUGCCUCAAACACACUGUGCUAUUAUUGAACUGUUGGAACUAAUGCGAUGUGAUAACUGUGCAGCGACUCUUCAUCAGCCAUUUACAACUGGAGUGUGUGAACACUUACUUUGUUCCUCAUGUAUACCAGGCCGAAGUAAUGGAAAGGUUGCAAGCUGCUGUCCAGUUUGCUCAGUCCCUGUCCAUCCACGUGAUUGUCAAGUUCAUCCACAGUUUACGUCACUAGUUUUAGUCGCCCGUCGUUUAAAACGACUGACAGUGAACGUAUCUCAAGAGAAAACAAAAGUUUCUCGUGAUCCCUUAACUGGUAUGUUAUAA